This is a messenger RNA of Lepisosteus oculatus (spotted gar), 5635 nucleotides long. Lineage: Eukaryota; Metazoa; Chordata; Actinopteri; Semionotiformes; Lepisosteidae. The record is from RefSeq and is a predicted model, not a curated record.
GGGGCCGCGCCGCGCCGCGCAGCUCUGUCACAGCGCUGCAGACUGUGAAGCCGCGCUGUUCUGUCCCGCAGAAUUUCACGCUUCUCCCCGGUUCUGUGACUGAGCAGACUACACAGUUCCGGCCACCUCGGCGGCGAGAAAAGCCACUGGCUCGGAAUUGGGAGGAACUAAAUUCCUGCAGUUGAGCUGGCCAAGGAGGGACGCUUUUGACAUUACACAACAUGGCAGUCUUGGGAAGUCGACUAAUGUUUCAAUUGGCCAGGUGCAGCAGGGACAGGAGCUGGUGCAUCAGUACGCAGUACAGGUGGCAGUCCACAGCAGCUGCUGCAGUAAAGAAACCAGCUGUAGGAGCCAGCCCCCAGAUUCGGGAAAGCAGGAAACCCAAAACGGGAAUUUUAAUGCUCAACAUGGGGGGACCCGAGAAGCUCGAGGACGUCCAUGAUUUCCUGUUUCGGCUUUUCAUGGACAGGGAUUUGAUGACGCUUCCUGUGCAGAAUAAGCUUGCGCCGUUCAUUGCAAAGCGACGCACCCCCAAGAUCCAGGAGCAGUACAGUAAGAUCGGCGGGGGGUCUCCUAUAAGGAUGUGGACCACUCUGCAGGGCGAAGGCAUGGUAAAGCUGCUGGAUGAAAUGUCUCCGGAGACAGCUCCCCAUAAAUUCUACAUUGGAUUCCGGUAUGUCCACCCGCUGACAGAAGAGGCUAUUGAGGAGAUGGAGAAAGAUGGAGUGGAGAGAGCUGUGGCCUUCACCCAGUACCCGCAGUACAGCUGUUCGACCACAGCUGUAGUCUUGUCUUCAGCUGUUUCCCUUGUCUUCACUUCCUUGGCUCAGGCACAGUUUGCAGAGCACAUUAAAAAAGAACUGGACGCCUUCCCUGCCGAGAAGAGGGACGAUGUGGUUAUUCUCUUCUCUGCUCAUUCGCUCCCCAUGUCUGUAGUGAAUCGAGGGGACCCCUACCCUCAAGAAGUGGGUGCCACAGUACAGAGAGUCAUGGAGAGGCUGAAGCACUGCAACCCCUAUCGCCUGGUGUGGCAGUCCAAGGUUGGCCCAAUGCCUUGGCUAGGUCCUCAGACAGAUGAUACCAUUAAAGGCCUGUGUCAGAGAGGAAAAAAGAACAUCAUGUUGGUACCUAUUGCCUUCACCAGUGACCACAUUGAGACACUACACGAGCUGGAUAUUGAGUAUUCCCAGGUGCUAGGGGAGGAGUGUGGUGUGGAAAACAUCAGAAGAGCUGAGUCACUAAAUGGAAACCCUCUCUUCUUUAAGGCGUUGGCUGACUUGGUGUACACUCAUCUGAAGUCCAAGGAACCCUGUUCCAGACAGCUGACCCUGCGCUGCCCAAUGUGUGUCAACCCAGUGUGUGGGCAGGCAAAAGCUUUUUUUGCCAACCAGAAACCCUGACGUCUCUUUUUAAUCUGUGAAGGUAGUAGAGUGAACACCAAUAAGCCUCUCAUCAGCUACACAUAUCUCCCAAUUACAGAAAAAAAAAUAUCCCCAGGAAUAUGAUUAAAGCACCUUACUGUUGAUAAACAGAAGGAGUUAAAUAGAGUGUGCUGAGCACAGAAAUUGUUUACAGACCCCAGUUCACUGAGAAAACAAAUCACUUUGUGUUAUGGGCUUCCUACAUGACUGGGAAAAAAAACUGCACAAGUGUACUACAGAAGUUUUCUGAUUGAGAAAACCUGGCCAUGAAUAUUCCCACCAUGAAUUCCCCCAAUUUAGUCCCCCAGAGAUCAUUCGUGUACAGGAAGAUAAGAAAUGUUAUAUACGACAGCAGGCCACCUGGCCCAUUGAGUCCAUUUUGAGCCCAUUAAGUCGCUAAUAGUUAAAGGUCUCAUCCAGCCGCUUCUGACAGUAACCAGGGUGUCAGCACCAACAGCACGGCUGGGUAGCCUGUUCCAAGUGCCUCCUGUUCUCCGUUUUUAAUGCCCUUCCACGCAAUUUCCAUGUGUGCUCCCCGGUUCGUGUUUCACUGUUCCUUCUGAGAUUUUGGUCACGUGUUUGUGGAAUAAAGACUUGCAUGCGUCGGCAACAUAAGCUUGUUCAGAUUGUGCUUCUGCAGAAGGUGGGUUGACUUGAUAAAGACUGAAUCCCAUGGCUCAUAGAGCUAUCAGUAACAUAUCAGUCAAGCCACAGCUUGGCAUGGCAGAGACCUGCCCCUGCUUGGGACUGUUUAUGGCCUAUGCUCUUCCUGUUAUUGACUUAAAACUCAGCUCAAAGCUGCAGCUUGGUACCGUCCGGUCUAACACAGCUGCAUGAAUGAUCAAAGUAAAGACAUCCAGAUAUCCCUUGGCCUCCACAGUUAUGACUUAGUGACAAUAUCUUGUUCUGUUAUGACAGAGGCAACAGGCAGCAAUGGUGAUGUGGAAUCUCAAGAACGUGCCUUUUUAUUUUGUUAUGAUUUUCUUCUCAGACAGAAACUCAGCCUUUCUCACCUGAAAUGUUAACAUCUUGUCUAUCAGACUUGGCGUCUCAAGGCCAGCCUUGAUAACCCGCAGGGCUCUGCUCUUUAUUCUGAGCAUGAACCCCAAAUUCAAGCUUAGAAUUUGCUGUGUUCUGAAAAUCAUUUUUCUCAAUGUGCUUGCAUUUGUUGAAUUUGUUCUGGUUUGUCUGGGGUAAUGUGGUAUUGUGACUAUUCUGCAUAAUCCUGCUCUAGAAAAAAAGCUACUGUUUCUGAAAAACUCCAUCAUAAAGUCAAAGACAGCAGAAUGCAUUUUUCUGUCUGUUUCCUUGUUACAAAUGCACAAGACCUUCUUGUGCAAUUAGUUCAUCCUCUUGAUAUUGUUUCUCCCUUCUCCUGACUUUUGGAUCAGACAAAAAAUGGUCAGUGUGGGGCUAGUUCCCUUGGCUUGGAUGACAGUUGCUUAACCUUUUUUAAUCAUUAUUUCAACUAGAAGUUUGAGUUCAGUCUCUGAGAACACAAUCUAAGCUUUACAUGAUCUGGCAGCUCAGAGCCUGGAGUUACCACUCUUCAGGGCUUCGCUUGUAGUUAUCUGGUGGUCUCCAGCGACUGAACCCAAGAAGAUCCAUUGUGUGGCUAUGUGACUCUGGAUAAUUCUAAUUUACAGUACUUCUCCACAGAACAGAGAAGAAUAAUGACAUAGUGCACGGAAAGCUUCUUUUCCAAAAGCAAUCUGUGACUAAGAUACUGUAUAAUUAAAAACAGCUGGAGUCAUUUUUCUGCUGCACAAUGAAGUGGCGACACCGAUUAAACCUGAAGAGCAUAUCCCUGUACCUGUACAGCCUCUGUCCUGCAAGUCUGAUCUUUACCCCUUUGAUCAAUUCAGUCUAAUAACCCGAUUGUUAUUCUGACCAAUUAAGUACAGCUGUGACAAUGUACUUAUAGCUUUCAUAAAGAAUAUCAAAAUUAACCUGUGCCUUUUCAGGACCAGGGUUGACCUGCACUGCAGUUACAGAAAGAAUAUAAUGUGCAGUACGCAUGCAUGAUUACAUUCUAGAUACACUGAUGUAUGAACCCCAGAACCUGUCAUGCAGGUUUCCUGUAUCAAUCAGCAAGUUAGUUUGAAGCACCUCAGUUGAAUGUGGUGAAUGUAAAGACUUAACUAUGUCGUAGCUUGACCCUUUCAGGAAAUGAUGUCAUAGGCACACUUGUUUUUUCCAUCUGGAGGCGUCACUCAUGUUCCCCCCCCUCCCCCCGACUUCCAGGUCUGUUGUGCAAAUUGUUGCUCUUCUUGGUUUGCAGUUGUGACUCUUGGACCUCUGCAGGUGGGUUUUAUAAGUGGCACCGUGAGUCCUGGCUGGAUCCCGCAGCACAGCAUAAGAACAUCAGAAAGGUUACAAACAAGAGGGAGACUUUCAGACCACUUGGUAGUUGGGAUGAGGAUCCCAUCCAGCCGUUCAUUGAAAGGUGCCAGGGUUACAGCUUCAACAGCUUGGCGGGGUGGCCUAUUUCACACUCCCGCAACCCUCUGGGUAAAGACAAUUCUCAGUUUUUAACUCACUUCCAUGUAGUUUCCACUUGUGCCCUCAAGAUGCUGCAUAUCCCCGAUUUAGCUGGCUGACGCUUUAAUCCAGAGCAAUUUACAUUUGCGCCCAAUUUGUGGUGCUCGUUUAUUUUAGUCCUGAGGGAAGUACUUUGCUCAGGAGUGCAACAGAGGACUCUCGCCUGGCAGUUGGAAGCCACAACCUUCCAGUUUCGACUCUAACCACUGCUCCGCACUGCUGCCCCCUUGUGGACAGUUAGCAUGGAAGGAGAAGUGGCGCAGCUCGCAUCAAGCCAACGCAGGAUUCAGCUUGCAGGCACCCAUCAAGUCCUCUUGUCAUGAACCAACGGGUGUAUCUUGGCUGACAGGGAGCCACCCAACAUGAUGGCGGUCAGCCCACUUCCACUUGGAGAAUCCCCAGCCAGGAUUGAGACGUCGCACACGCUUCAUCCACAUAUUUGCAGAGCGCAGAGCUCAGAUUGCACCAUUAAUGUUUGAGUCACUUUGAAACUUUCCAACAUCCUUUUUUUGUGGUGAAUCAAAAACAAAAAGGCCGAUUGGCCUUUUCAAGUCUUCCGUUGCCAAAAAAAAAAUCCUCCGUUGUUCAUGUUAUCAAGCAAGCGUAUCACGCUUUCAGAUACUUUCUCCUUUUUCUUUUUUUUUUUUCCCUGAUAAAAGCAUCCAUUGAUGAAGCUGUUGUCGAUUACGUUGGGUGAAAUUGGUUGUCUCGGUCCCAGUAAGCCCUGACUGUGAACGUGCUCAUAGCCAGGAGUUGGUCAGGCUGUGACAGGGAAUCUGGGAAGUUAAAGAUGUUGACCUGUGAGCCGCUGCUCUUCCUGGUAAUUGAAAAGUGAGGGAGGCUGUUGUGUGGCACUGUGUGACCUCGAAUUGAAAGCACUUCAAUUGAUUUCCCUGCCAUGUGCCGAGAAGGAAGGCAAGGAGUGAGGGGAUGAGGGACUGAGGGCAGGAGGAGGAAAGAUUGAAACGCCAGAUAGAGAAUGAGAAUCCAGACUAGGGAGAAAUUAGGAAUAAAACAGAUUGAAGAGCUAAAAAAAAGUGUCUGUCAUUCUGAUUUUCAAAAUCCCUAUCAAGAAAUGAUCUGUUCCAUUUGACUUUUUCCUGCACUAAAAACUGAUGAUCCCACUAAUGCAGCCGAAUUCAAACACAGUUCCUGGUUUAGUUUUUAAAAACAAAAAUGGAGACUUUGUUCAUAAAGGCCUUCCAUUUUAAAAUGUUUUGCAUAUGAUGCAUCUACAACAGCCGUCUACACUAGGUGUACAGUAACCGAAUGUUACCUAGACUUAGACUUGAACUUUUCUAAAUGUAAGAAUAAUUGUUGUUUAUCUCAUGAAGAAUGUAUUCUAUUUCAAAAGUAGAGAUCGACCACUGGAGCAAGCUAGCAGAAGAUAUUCUUAAGGAAAUCCGAAUGAAGAAGAACUUCCUCGGCCUAUGAUAUUGCUCUCUCUGUGGGUAAAGUGAUGUGUUUGAGGUUUACAUCACUCCUCAGAAACAGUGUUGGAACUGCUCAGGACAAAAGUAGGUUUGCACUUGACAGUGUUGUGAACGGAGAGGAUUUGUCAUUAAAAAUGUGUGGUGCAAGAUUAUGCAGUAGUAUGCACUGUAAACAGAAUCAUGAUGUUUUUUCUCAGUGUCGUUGUCAAAUAAAUAUUUAAUUGCAAUUUUAAACCCUCA